Penicillium angulare is the source of this 1050-nucleotide messenger RNA. Its product is annotated as short-chain dehydrogenase. NCBI's taxonomy places the organism in Eukaryota, Fungi, Ascomycota, Eurotiomycetes, Eurotiales, Aspergillaceae. The transcript has a single exon. Gene Ontology annotation, molecular function: oxidoreductase activity. The record is from RefSeq and is a predicted model, not a curated record. Bases 1 to 1050 code for a protein of 349 amino acids.
AUGGACAUCAGCCAUGACCUGUCCCGCCUCAAAGGGAGAACAUUAUUGAUAACAGGCGGCGCAUCCGGCUUUGGCGCUGCCUUCAGUGCUCGUUGGGCAUCCGCUGGUGCCACUGUGAUAAUCGGCGAUAUCAAUCCAUCCGGAGAAGAAGUUGCCGCGCGAAUCCGACAGGAAACCCAAAACUCCAAUGUUCAUUUUAUCCAGCUCGAUGUCACAUCUUGGACAUCACAGGUGAACUUCUUCCGUGAAUCUGUUCGGUUAAGCCCCCACGGUGGAAUCGAUGCGGUCGUCGCAAACGCGGGGAUCAACGAUGCUCGGGAAUCUAAAGCUUUCGAAAAGCCUGAUGCUGAUUACUUGAAUGAUCCCAACCCGCCGGCGCCGACUUUUAAUACGCUUGAUAUAAAUAUCACUGGCGUUAUGUACACGGUGCAUCUAGCGCUGUUCUUCUUACCGAAGAAUCCCGGUUCGGAGCACUGCGAGAGUGAAUCUGUCAAUGAGUCAGGAAGAGACAGACAUAUACUGCUGCUGGGCUCCGUUGCAAGUUUACAUCCGCUCAUGACACAGAUUCCAUAUACCGUGUCGAAGCACGGCGUGCUUGGAUUGUUUCGGUGCUUGCGAAUCUCUGCAGCGGUCGAGGCGGGUAUCCGGGUGAAUAUUAUCUGUCCAUACUAUACCGAUACCCCGUUUAUGCAAGCGCCUGUUCGGGGAUUUUUGGCUGGAGUUCCGCUUGGGAAGAUUGAGGAUGUUGUGGAUGCUGCUUCGUAUUUGGUUGCAGAUACCUCAUGUAUAGGUCGCUCGUUGGUUACGGGGCCAAAGCUGCCAUCCACUGAAUUGACUGGUGCCAAUGAACAGGAGGGUCCAAUUUGGGAGUGCUAUCUACAUGAUUGGGAACCGGCAGAUGUGUUUACUCGACGGAUGCUGACAGCUGUCAAUGCGGGCAUUAAGGCAAGGGGAUGGGCUGGCUGGGCGUAUGAUAUGGCUGGUGCAUUGACUUGGCCAGUCCGCCGAUGGUGGAAUUCUAAACCUCAGGAGAAGCCUCGACGUGAUUGA